AUGACAAAUCCGGAAGAAAGCACUAGUAAUGCUAGUAAUGCUUCAACUUCACAAAAUGCUUAUAAUGGAUCUUGGUUUGAUGAUACAGUUAAAGAAGAAGACUCUCAAACUUUCAAUUUGAAACAAAAAUACAAAGAAUUAUUGGAAAAAACUGGAGUUCGUGAUUUUUCUUCUUUAUCAGUUGUUUCAUUUCUUGGUUUGUCACAGAAUGAAACAACAACAAAUGUUAGUUCAGUUGCUAAUGCCAUUAUUGAAAAGAACGUUUUUGGUCAGGUAUGA
Molecule: messenger RNA, 279 nt
Organism: Entrophospora sp. SA101
Lineage: Eukaryota; Fungi; Glomeromycota; Glomeromycetes; Entrophosporales; Entrophosporaceae
Source: the annotation of a GenBank genome assembly